AUGAAUAUGAUCAAAAGCUUAGUGAAGAAUGAGCCUCAAGGUUUUGUGAAAGAUUUUGAUCAAAUUAUCCAGAUCUGUGAAUAUGAGAUGAUUAGUACCACAAUUAUGAAGAAGCAAUACCAGAAUAUAUUCAACAUCAAUGAGAUAGAGAAGCAAAAGUGCAAGAGAUUUAAAUGUCAAAUUGGACAGAAAGUAGAAGGUUUAACUAGUGAAAAAGUUCAAAGUCUUCUAGUAGACUCUAUAAAGUCUACAGAGUCUGUUGAACAAGGCGUAGCGGUGCGAGGGAGAUUAGCCGUUGCUCCGGGCGACGUCACCGCUGCACGUGAUAGGAGUAUACAGAUUGGCUCCAUAUCCUUGGUUCCAAAGGGAUGUUCCGGGGGAUUUUUCCGAGGCCGGCCCAGAAAACACAGACGCGGUGGCAGAAGCGGUGGCAGAUGGUGA
Messenger RNA from Paracoccidioides lutzii Pb01, 441 nucleotides. RefSeq lists its product as hypothetical. The record is from RefSeq and is a predicted model, not a curated record. Bases 1 to 441 code for a protein of 146 amino acids. The transcript is spliced from 2 exons.